AUGCUGUCUCAUCGCAUCUCCUGGCUCGCUGCCACUCUGCUGGCCUCGUGCUCUCAGCUCGCACGCGCCCAGCUGCCUGCCGAGGCCCUCGAGCUUGACCUCGUCUUCCCUCGUGAUGAUGGGAAGUACGGCGAAACCGCCAACGGCUAUCCCGUGCUUCUCAACGUCCAGAACCCCGACAUCGCCUACAAGUACGGCUACAACUUCGUCUGGGACAUCUAUUCAAGGAACAAAAACUCGUACAUGCGCACCGCCGCCCACGGCAUCAUGGGCGCCUCUAUCGGGAACGAGAGCACUUUCGGCAACGGGCCCCAUCUCGAGGUUGGAAGAACCGGCCACCUGGCCCCUGGCGACUACACCUUUGCCUGGGUCUUUGGCAUGGGCGCCCAAUGCGAGUUCACCGAGCAGCCCGCCUACAGCGAGUACAACCUGAACCCUCGCAUCGCCAACGGCAGCUUCGACUUCGUCGUUGAGAGCGACGGAAAGGAGCCGACCUUCACCAAGACCUGCCCGACCGCCAUCGGCAGCAUGAGCUACGCGUCGACGACGACGUACAACUCCGAGGCCACCAGCGUCUGCGCCGUCACCGCAUCCGUCACCCACGACGCGCAGCCUUGUUCUGCCACUGUCAGCGACGACCAAGCGACGAGCGUCUACAGCGCCCUGGGGUACGCCGCCGCUACCGGGUCGUCCAAGGGAGCCGCUUCCCACAACUCCCGACAGCCUGCGUCUCAAAUUGCGCUCUUUGCCGGCCUUCUUGCAGCAGUGGCGGUUCUGGCAUAA
Colletotrichum higginsianum IMI 349063 is the source of this 783-nucleotide messenger RNA. RefSeq lists its product as uncharacterized. Lineage: Eukaryota; Fungi; Ascomycota; Sordariomycetes; Glomerellales; Glomerellaceae. The transcript has a single exon. The record is from RefSeq and is a predicted model, not a curated record. Bases 1 to 783 code for a protein of 260 amino acids.